Molecule: messenger RNA, 1166 nt
Organism: Vigna umbellata (rice bean)
Lineage: Eukaryota; Viridiplantae; Streptophyta; Magnoliopsida; Fabales; Fabaceae
Source: RefSeq, a predicted model, not a curated record
GUGCAAAAAAAUACAUUUUUUUUUAAAGGGAACGCACUCACACGCGCACAUGUCACUCUGAGCUUUUGUCACCUUCCUUCUACCUUCCGUUUCAGGCGACUUUCACUUCAACCAACUACACAACACAACACAGUCUUCAAUUCUCUCUGAGUCCUUCUUCUUAGCUCGGCCAACAUGAGUUCAAUCGUUCAGGGUUUCACGAAGUCCUUGGCCAUGACUAUUCUAUCGGAGAUCGGCGACAAAACAUUUUUUGCUGCUGCGAUAUUGGCUAUGAGUCACCCACGACGUCUAGUCUUAUCAGGUUGCUUAUCAUCUUUGAUUGUGAUGACCAUUCUGUCUGCUCUUGUUGGCUGGGCUGCUCCUAAUCUGAUUUCCCGUACUUGGACUCAUCACAUUACUACAUUGUUAUUCUUGGGGUUUGGGCUUUGGUCCUUUAAAGAUGCAUUAUUUGAACAAGGGGAUGCUGAAGAAUUGGCUGAAGUUGAAGCUAAAUUGGAUAAAGAUUGGAAGGCUAACAAUGGAGCUGCAAAAAAUAGCAAAAAGGUUGAUGAUGUCGCUAAAAAGCAGCAGCGGUCAUUUUUAUCUCAGUUUUUCUCUCCUAUCUUUCUACAGGCAUUUUCUAUCACUUUUUUUGGUGAAUGGGGUGACAAGAGCCAGCUGGCUACCAUAGGUUUGGCUGCAGAUGAGAAUCCAUUUGGUGUUGUUCUCGGGGGGAUUCUGGGACAAGUGCUGUGCACCUCUGCUGCUGUUGUUGGAGGGAAGAGUUUAGCUUCUCGGAUAUCUGAAAAAAUUGUUGCACUCUCCGGCGGAAUUCUUUUUAUUGUUUUUGGAAUUCAAUCAUACCUUUCUCCUGUGGAAUCAUGAAGGGCUGUGCUAUUGAGGGGAUGAAAAAGCUUUUCCGUCACUGGAGCAAUUGGUCAAAGUGAAACUGGUAGGUCUCAAUUUGAGUGAACUUGAUAUGUACAAUAAUCUUUCCUUUCAAAGUUCAUAUAAAAAUGGGUAGAACCCUCGCUCCCCAAGUGCUGUAACUUGAUAUCGCAUGUUUUUUUUUGUCUCUCACAACUAAUCUUUAGUUUAGCAUUGUUCCCUCCUAAAGCGUCAUGUACCAUUGUACUAGUCAUACUUGAGCCUGAUAAUUCAACUAUAGCAAGUUUAAAAUUCCAGUU